GUUACACAAUCGAUAGUUUAUACGUUACGUAUAUAUUUAUAAAUUUUUAGCAGUAUUGACAGUGAAUUUUGAAACACAGCCAAAAUUUACCUAGUGACAGUGAUUAUCGUGUGAGCACUCACUUGUUCGAUGUUUUCUAAACGUAUAUUACGUGACUGUGAUAUUCAACUUUUUUCGUCCUUCCCGCCUUGGCUUCGCUAUCUCCGAAGGCUGUGCAUACAUACUCGAAGAGUAUCUGUUAUGUAUACAGUGGAAGCAGAGGAAUAAACAGACUUUACAUAACAUUAAACAUCUAACACAUCAUUGUGUUCGGGAAAGUCGACAUUUCACAUUGGCACUCAAUAUUGAAGAUAAGUUGUUCAUGUAGAAAAUGUGUGAACAAACAUGGACUGUAAUACAGUUUGAACAAGAUUGUUCUGUGGAAGCGGUACCCUCAACAUGGAUUCAAGGGCAGUUUUGCUAUUGGCCUACAUACUCAAGAGACAAAAUAACGAGUGCAAUAAGGAAGCAUGAAUCUUUAAAUACAUGUUGGCCUAGCUACAAAAUAAGAAACUUCAGAAAUUCUACGUUUGAAGAGAACUUAAUACCACAACCACCAAAACUAAAAACAAAAGUUAAAAUGGGAAAAAAAAUAAAUUCUGUAAGAAAAGAAAGUUCUGAAAAAUCAAUUAAUGUUGAUCAGUAUGAAAUAUCCAAUACCGAAAUUGAUAAUUCAAUUCUUGAUGAAAAUGUAGAUUUCCUAAAUUAUGAAAGAGAAUUAAUUAGUACGCCACGUAAUUCCCCCUACAGUCACCUCAGUAAGAGAGAAAAAUUUGAUGAGAAGACUGUUAAAAACUUAGUGGCUCAAAAUUAUUUAAUACGUAGUGUGGUUCUGGAUAUACUCUCUGAAGUUAAAGAAAUUAAGUUGCAACUAAAAAAUAAUUCUCAGGAAAUAAAUACCCGUGGAAAAGAACAAAUAAUUUCGGUAUUUAAUAAUAAAGAUAAUGAUAUAAAUUUUCCACUUAAAACCGAAGAAGAACUGCAGAUAGUGGAAGCCGUCUUAGAAAAUGACGACGAAAUUACUAAAGCGAUGACUGAGUUGCAACAAUUAGGAGGGAACAAUGGAUAUGAAUUUAUUAGAAGAUGUUUAUCUAUGAUAUUAACAAAUGAGAUUGCGGAUAAAUAA
Messenger RNA from Nylanderia fulva, 1165 nucleotides. RefSeq lists its product as uncharacterized. The record is from RefSeq and is a predicted model, not a curated record. Lineage: Eukaryota; Metazoa; Arthropoda; Insecta; Hymenoptera; Formicidae.